Molecule: messenger RNA, 1976 nt
Organism: Sorex araneus (European shrew)
Lineage: Eukaryota; Metazoa; Chordata; Mammalia; Eulipotyphla; Soricidae
Gene: ASPG
Product: asparaginase
Exons: 16
Coding region: 30-1724 (564 amino acids)
Molecular function (GO): protein binding; asparaginase activity
Source: RefSeq, a predicted model, not a curated record
CGCAGUGCCCACCCGCGAGUCCGGCGCUCAUGGCCCGCGCCACGGAGCCCGAGCGGCGGCUGCUGGCCGUCUACACGGGCGGGACCAUCGGCAUGCGCAGCGAGGGCGGCGUGCUGGUCCCCGGGAAGGGCCUGGCCGCCGCCCUGCGCCCACUGCCCAUGUUCCACGAUGAGGAGUACGCCCGGGCCCGUGGGCUCACAGAUGACACCCUGGCACUGCCGCCCGCCAGCCCCGGCCAGAGGAUCAUCUACACCAUCCUGGAGUGCCAGCCGCUCUUCGACUCCAGCGACAUGACCAUCACCGAGUGGGUCCAGAUUGCACAGACCAUUGAGAGACACUACGAGCAGUACCACGGCUUCGUGGUCAUCCACGGCACCGACACCAUGGCCUUCGCCGCCUCGGUGCUCUCUUUUGUGCUGGAGAACCUGCAGAAGCCCCUCAUCCUCACGGGAGCCCAGGUGCCCAUCCACGCGCUGUGGAGCGACGGCCGAGAGAACCUGCUGGGGGCCUUGCUCAUGGCCGGCCAGUACGUGAUCCCCGAGGUCGGCCUGUUCUUCCAGAACCAGCUGUUUCGAGGAAACCGGGUGACGAAGGUGGACGCCCGCAGGUUUGCUGCCUUCUGCUCGCCCAACCUGCCCCCACUGGCGGUCAUGGGCGCAGACGUCACCAUUAACCACGAGCUGGUGCGGAGGGUGCGCGGGAAGGACCCACUGGUGGUGCACAGCGACAUGGAGCGCGACGUGGGGCUGCUGCGCCUGUACCCCGGGAUCCCUGCCGCCCUGGUGCGCGCCUUCCUGCAGCCCCCGCUCAAGGGCGUGGUCAUGGAGACCUUCGGCGCCGGCAACGGGCCCACCAAGGCCGACCUGGUGCAGGAGCUGCGCGCGGCCGCCGAGCGCGGCCUGGUCCUGCUCAACUGCACGCACUGCCUGCAGGGCUCUGUCACCGCCGACUACGCGGCCGGCAAGGCCAUGGCGGGGGCCGGCAUCGUCUCUGGGUUCGACAUGACGGCGGAGGCCGCCCUGGCCAAGCUGUCCUACGUGCUGGGCAGGCCGGGGCUGAGCCUGGAGGGCAGGAAAGAGCUGCUGGCCCGGGACCUGCGGGGGGAGAUGACCCGGCCCAUGGAGACCGAGCCCCGACCGUCUCUGCAAGGCGGCCCCCUGCGCCUAGGGCUCACCCACCUCCUCGGCCUCAGCCAGGAGGCCGCCGCUGUCCGGGACGCGCUGAUGCCCAGCCUGGCCUGUGCCGCGGCCCACGCGGGCGACCUGGAGGCGCUGCAGGCCCUGGCCGAGCUGGGCGGCGACCUGAGCCUGGGGGCAGCAGACGGCUGGACGCCCUUGCACGCGGCUGCUCGAGGCGGCCACGCCGGCGUGGUGUCCCUGCUGCUGCGCAGGGGGGCGGACGCCAACGCCCGCACCGACGGCGGCCUCAGCCCGCUGCAGCUGGCCGCGCGGGGCAGGCAUCGGGGGGUCAUCGGCCUGCUGAGGGCCGCAGGGGCCUGCCUGUCCCCGCAAGAGCUAGAGGACAUGGGCACUGAGCUGUGCAGGCUGGCGUCCAGGGCCGACCAGGAAGGCCUGCAGGCGUGGUGGCAGGCCGGAGCUGACCUGGGCCUGCCAGGCUACGAUGGACGCAGCGCCCUGCACGUUGCAGAGGCGACUGGGAACCUGGAGGUGGUCUCCUUCCUACAGCGCCUGCUGCGGGCAGAGGGGCCGGCCCCCCGUGACUGACCAUACAGUUGCGGGGCCCCUGUUGUCGCCCUGAAGUGCCUCCGGCUCCCUGCGACCAUGCUCUGGGAGGCCCCCGGAGGACGGCCGCCCCCACAUGCCCAGGAAGUGCUGCUCUGAGUCUCGCCCGGCGCCGACCUGCUGCAGCGUCAGCCCCGGCCUGUCGGGGCCUGCGGAGCUCCAGCCGGGCAGCGCUCUUCCGGCCAGCCCGCGGGCUCCGUGGGCAUCGCGGCAAUAAAGUCUCCCGGCCACUCC